Zophobas morio is the source of this 1395-nucleotide messenger RNA. RefSeq names its product leucine-rich repeat protein SHOC-2-like. Gene Ontology annotation, cellular component: extracellular matrix. The transcript has a single exon. The record is from RefSeq and is a predicted model, not a curated record. Gene Ontology annotation, molecular function: protein binding. NCBI's taxonomy places the organism in Eukaryota, Metazoa, Arthropoda, Insecta, Coleoptera, Tenebrionidae. Bases 61 to 1248 code for a protein of 395 amino acids.
UUACCCAACAACUUAGUGUCACUAAAACCGCAGCUCAUCAUCCACCGAAUUUAUUGCAAAAUGUUUCUGUUCCAAGUUGGUUUGUUAGCUCUAUUGUGUUUUGUAAAUAUCCAGUUGAUAAAUAGCUCCUGCCAAAACUCCUUUGUUGUGAUAUGUGACAAUUUAUCAGAUGUUCCGUACAACCCAAAGAGGAAAACAUGGAGUGAACUACUAAUUCAACAAAAAGACUACAAUGACGAUAAACCUCGCUACACAUUAACAUCGCUACAACUAAACCGCGACCUAUCCAAUUUAAAGUGGUUAAUAAUCAUCCAACAGUUAUCACAAAUACAAAAGAAUGCCUUUACUUACUGCAAAAAUUUACAACAACUGAUUCUCUAUGGAAACAACUUGCCAACUAUAAAAAAACAAACGUUUGUUGGCUUUCGGAAUUUACUGAAACUAGCUCUGGAGAACAACAAUAUUGACCACCUGGAAAAGAACGCUUUUGUUUUAUCAACAAUUGAAGUGCUCGAUCUCUCCUAUAAUCAGAUACAAUUACUACCAACAGAUUUGUUUAAAAAAUGUAAAAUAACUACAUUAAAAAUCACUAACAACAGACUGUGGAAUGUAGAAUUAUAUUCCCUCCCACGAGAUUUGAAGAAUCUUCAUUUGGACGGUAACAGUUUGAAUUCUCUACCGCAAGAAAUCAACAACCUUAAACAACUGGAGGAACUUACAGUCAGCAACAACAAGCUGGACAACGUUCCAAAUCUCGAUCAACUUACGUCACUAAAAAAGCUCGAUCUUUCUUUCAACGGGAUUCAAACAGUCAGUUCAGAGUUCAACAGUUUACGAAACUUAAAAUAUCUGGAUUUGAGCAGCAAUAAAAUAGAAAAGUUUAUUUUCACCGCACCGUUUAUUCAGAAUAUUAAAGAUCAGUUCUUCCUACUGCUGGCUCACAAUAAGUUAAGAAAUCUAGAUUUACGUAGGAUACAGAAUACAGAAAUCACUACAACACUGUUCGGAAAUCCCUGGAAUUGCAAAUGCAUGGACGCAAUUUUUCAACUGAUUCGCAACCACAAUAUCACCACAACAGCGUGUGAUUCCCGGAUUUUUGCUGCUGGAAAAAAUCCAUACUGCAUAGUUGAUGAUAAUCCCUCUUGUUCUGAAGAAAAGAUUCCGAAUUAUGUGUUGGACAAUUUCGUAAAGGCUUGCAACGACAGCAUCUGCGAUAUAUUUAACGAUAUAGACAUUUUUGUUAAAUAAGUACACUAUAAAAAUAUUAGGUCUUAUUCUGUAACAAUGAAUGUUCUAGGAUUUAUUAGUGACCCUUCAUUUUUAUCGUAAAUUAAAACCUCAAAUGCUUUAGCUUUUUCCAUUCUGUUCUUAUGGGCAAAAUAAAAAUAAACUUGU